This is a messenger RNA of Actinia tenebrosa (Australian red waratah sea anemone), 877 nucleotides long. Its product is annotated as programmed cell death protein 6. The record is from RefSeq and is a predicted model, not a curated record. Gene Ontology annotation, molecular function: calcium ion binding. NCBI's taxonomy places the organism in Eukaryota, Metazoa, Cnidaria, Anthozoa, Actiniaria, Actiniidae.
UCUGUGGACUCUCACUGGCUACAUGAUCUCUUUAAUAGAAUCGACAAAGACAACAGUGGAAGCAUAUCGAACGAAGAACUUCAGCAAGCCCUGACUAACGGUUCUGGUACUACAUUCAAUGCAGAAACUAUCCGGCUUAUGAUUGGUAUGUUUGACAAAGACAACUCAGGGGAAAUAGAAUUCAGCGAGUUUUUGGCGCUCUGGAAGUACAUCAUGGACUGGGAGAGAACAUUCCGCUCUUAUGACAAAGACUGCUCCGGGACAAUAGAUAAAGACGAGCUUCGAGUUGCCUUUACAAGCUUUGGACAUAACUUCAGCGAAGAGAUGUUGGACAUGUUCGUCACCAAGUUUGAUCGGUCUGGACAAGGCGCCAUACGAUUCGAUGACUUUAUUCAGUGUUGUGUAGUGUUACAGAUCUUGACCAACGCAUUUAAAUACCACGACCAAAGCAUGAGAGGUGUCAUUACGUUACGAUAUGAAGAGUUCAUAAGAAUGAUCCUGAACCUUAACCUUGGAAAAUGGUGAACAUACCUCGAUCUUACUGAACAUAUUCUCGUGAAAACAAGUGAGGGAUACAUAAUCUUGUAUUUCAUAAAUAGAUGAGUCGCUCUCAAGUAAGCACCUUGCACAUAGAUGUUGAAGACCUUUAAGAUAGAAAGGAACAGUAGUUCAUAUUGUGAGUGCUUUUUAAACUGGAAAACUAGGGUUUGUUCAAGUGAGAACAAAACGUGCACGGACUUAUCCUAUCUAGUUUAGAGGAAACUCAAUUCAAGGUCAACCAAUCAGAAUUGAGGAUUGUUCAUUGUAUUUUGAUUAGCAAUUUCCCAUGAUUUUGCCAAGAGAAACCAUGAAAUAAAAAAUUCCUCCUUUUUUGAAA